AUGCUACGCUGUCUUCGGGCCCCAGUGCUCCUUCCCCUCCUUUCCGCCCUCAUCGCCUCCACCGUUCAAGCAAUUCCCAAAAUCACUCGUUCUGGAAGAUACCUCUACGACUCAUCUGGAAACCGGUUCUAUAUCAAGGGUAUUGCAUACCAGGAGCAAGGUGAAGUUGUUGCCUCUGACGACAAUCCUUUUGGAGAGCCAAGCAGUUUUAUCGACCCACUCGCCAUUGAUGCUGCUUGUGCGAGGGAUCUCCCCUUUCUCCAAGAACUCGGUGUCAAUACCAUCAGAGUAUACAGUGUCAACUCCUCACUAAACCAUGAUGCCUGCAUGAACGCCUUUAGUCAAGCUGGAAUCUAUGCAAUAAUUGAUCUUUCGACUCCUCUCAAUGGUUCUAUUGAUCGUGUCUCUCCAUCAUGGUCCACAAACAUCCUUGAUCAAUACACGCACACCAUUGAUGUCUUCUCAAAAUACGAUAAUGUGCUUGCAUACAACGUUGGCAACGAAGUUGUUAUUUCAAAUACGACCGCUGUUUCCCCUUACAUUAAGGCUGCCGCUCGUGAUAUCAAGGCUUAUUUGAAAUCCAAAGGCUCCUCUGCUCUAGUAGGAUAUGCAGCUAUAAACGGACAGUCGACUUGGAGGGGUGAUCUGGCUGAUUAUCUUUCGUGCGACCCCUCCAACAGCAAUUCAGAUUCAACAUCUAUUGAUAUAUAUGGGCUCAAUGACUAUGAAUGGUGCGGCGAUUCUAAUUUCCAAAGCUCGUAUGCAGCCACCACAAAUGCGUUCUCCGAUUACAACGUCGUUGCAUAUUUCAGCGAAUUCGGUUGCAUAAAAUCUCCUCCUCGUCUGUGGACUGAGACUGUCGCUCUAUUUGGUUCUGACAUGAAUACUGUAUGGUCUGGAGGAAUUGCCUUUUCUUAUUUCCCAGCCAGCAGCGCUGAUGGGCAAUUCGGGAUGGUCACCAUCUCAUCCGAUGCAAAAACCGUGACAACUAGCGACGACUUUGACCGACUGAAAACUGAGUACAACUCCAUCUCCUUCAUCAAUUCCCCGUCCCAGUCGUCUGCAGGAGCUUCGAGUUACCCUUCAUGUCCGGCUGCAGACUCAAAUUUUCUCGCCUCGACAACUAUCCCACCAACUCCAAAUGAAGCGGCAUGCAACUGCCUUGAGUCCGCUCUUAGCUGUCAAUUUACACCACUUACUAGUAACUAUACCGCAGUUGUUGGUGAACUUUUGGACUUUGGAUGUAGUCUUCUUGGACAAGUUGGUAGCAAUGCUUGCAAUGACAUAGGAGGAGAUGGUGCGAAAGGUGUUUAUGGUCGAAUCUCUGGCUGUGAUCCAACCAUAAAACUUUCAUAUGUUAUGAGUCAAUAUUAUGAAUCGCAACAACGUCAAGCAUCAUCUUGUCAAUUUGGUGGAAAUGGAACUGUCAACUCUCGGGUUUCGUCCAGUCUGACGGCGGAUUCGGCAGCCAGCUCAUGUAUCGCCAAUCCAUCGGCGGUCUUCACACCUUCCGCAGCGCCCACUAACAAUGCUCCUGCACCCAACGGUUCCUCUACUUCGGGAAAUAAUAAUACUAGCGGGGCUCUCUCCAUCAGCUAUGAUAGCCAGGCCUUGCUUGGAUUGGCUGCUAUGGGAAUCUUAUCUGUAAUUGGUGGAAUCUGGACCUUGCAAUGA
Molecule: messenger RNA, 1674 nt
Organism: Psilocybe cubensis
Lineage: Eukaryota; Fungi; Basidiomycota; Agaricomycetes; Agaricales; Agrocybaceae
Exons: 6
Coding region: 1-1674 (557 amino acids)
Biological process (GO): fungal-type cell wall (1->3)-beta-D-glucan biosynthetic process
Cellular component (GO): cytoplasm; fungal-type cell wall
Molecular function (GO): 1,3-beta-glucanosyltransferase activity
Source: RefSeq, a predicted model, not a curated record